ACCAUACGUGUGCUACACCAGCUCUACUACACUUGCCAUCCAUGCUGACAGCUUAACUCCUUGCUGAGAUCUCCGAGAACUUCCCUCAGUCUCUGCGCUCCGCUUGUUAGAGGUAGACACAUAGCUGCAUCAUGUGUGGACGCUUCGCACAAAGCUUUGCAGCUGAUGAGAUUGCUCAGCACCUCGCCAAUGUCGACCUAGCCAUUGACGAAUCGCGAGACAUGCAAGCGCUCCAUCCCUCAUUCAACGUCGCUCCGACCACAACGCAAGCAGUCUAUCGACGCGAUCGCACAAGCGAGCAUGAGUUCGGUGAGGGACACACGGCAGGUCACGUCACCAAGCAUGUCCUGCAAGGCAUGCGUUGGGGACUCAUUCCAUUCUGGACGAAGCGCGCUCCUGAUACAGCUGGUCAACUCAAGACAAUCAAUUGCAGGGAUGACUCACUCAAGGAGAACCGAGGCAUGUGGAACUCGCUCAAGGGUAGGAAGCGCUGUAUUGUGCCUGUGCAAGGGUACUUUGAAUGGCUCAAGAAGGGAACCACAAAGAUCCCACAUUUCACGAGGCAUACGGAUGGUCGCAUGAUGUUGUUGGCUGGUCUGUACGAUACUGUGCAGUACGAAGGUAGUGAGGAGGUCAUCCGAACCUUCACAAUCGUCACGACUGCCGCGAAUGACAAGCUAGCCUGGUUACAUGACCGUAUGCCAUUGAUUCUCGACAAGGAAGAGGCAAAAUGCUGGCUAGAUGAAGAUGCAUGGACGCCAGAGCUUGUUAGAAUGCUCAAACCCUUUUCAGGGGAUCUCGACUGCUAUCAGGUGCGCAAAGAGGUUGGCAAAGUCGGCACGAGCUCUGCAGAAUACAUCAUUCCCAUUGAUUCAAAGGAGAACAAGUCAAACAUUGCCAACUUCUUCAACAAGUCACCCGUCAAGAGUGCCAAGAGCAAUGGCUUGACGGAGAACAAUGCGCCAAUGCCUGACAUCAAACACCCCAUCCACGCUAAGUCCAAGGGGGUAGAAAUCGUCCCAGAAGGUGACUUGCCCUUCCAGUGCGUUCCUUCCAACCUUGAGUCUCGGCCACUCGAGACAAUUGAUGUCUGGACAACAAAUAUUCAAGCGAAGCAUUCCGGUAGACUAUUCAAGUUUAUUGCGAGUACGCUUCGCCAAGAUGACAAGGUGGAGCUAUCCCAUCUCAAGCGUAUGCGUCCACUUGAAGGCCAGAAUAAACGCGUCAAACUUGAAGAGGGAACCACUGCCAGACCUCAACAAGUCCAAGCAAUCUUGUGCAGCACAGAAUGCAAGACACAAGCAGAACUUCAGGCGCUCUUGACUGCCCAGGGAUUAGGGUAUGAACUUGAGAGGUGUGCUGUUCCUAAGUAUCCAGCUCUGACGCUCCAGCAGCUCGAAGACUGGCAAAAACACUGGCCACUCAACUGGCGACCACCAUCGCAACGUAGGGUUGUCAUGACGCAGCAGGAUCUGGCAACCUACGAACCAGUCAUGGAACAACUCAUGGCAUUUGCGCGUCAGCAAGCAGAGGAACAUACACAAGAACUGCCAAUUGCAGCCAUUGCAUGGGAUCCAGUCAAGCAAGUCGAGAUUGCACGCGUGUCUGAUAACCGCUCAUCGGCUGCUCACCCACUCAAGCAUUGCAUUUUGGAUCUCGUUGCAAGUGUCGCUGCACAUGAAGUGGCUCGACGUCUCGAACCAGGUGCGAGCGCUUCCCUUGGCUAUCUCUGCUCGGGUCUGUAUAUUUUCGUCACACAUGAACCAUGCACGAUGUGUUGCAUGGCGCUUCUUCACUCUCGGGUUUCACGCGUCUUUUAUGCAAAAACGAUGCCUAAUACAGGUGCGUUUGAAAGCAACUAUGGAUUACAUUGGCGACAGGAACUCAACCACCGAUUCCAAGUGUUUGGCGGUUGGCUACAAGAGCGUGCCGACUACAUUGACCCUGAUGCGUAUGUGUGAAACAAUAUUUCUUUAAUCCCUUGCGAAAGCAGGCGCUGACCCGAUAGCGGCAUAGAGGAGCGCGUUGUCGACUUGGAGGCAGAUGUGGCGUUGGAAGAGGAAUUGUUUGGCAAUCACCCACCGAGAUCGUUUGCGCAAAGUGAAUGCCCGGAAAAAGCAGAAGAAGAGGUUGAGAAGAAAGAGGAGGACAUCAAGCCGAUACAGCAUGCAGUUUCGCAACCACGAAGGGCGCGCGCAGCAUUGAAGAGGCGCGAACCGAAAAUGACGGAUUUCUUCCAUACAUAGAGCAUAGUAUCUUCUUUAGUGAAAGUUGCCCGCUGGAUCGCGUC
Messenger RNA from Protomyces lactucae-debilis, 2290 nucleotides. RefSeq lists its product as uncharacterized. The coding region runs from base 132 to 1961 and encodes 609 amino acids. Gene Ontology annotation, molecular function: tRNA-specific adenosine deaminase activity; single-stranded DNA binding. NCBI's taxonomy places the organism in Eukaryota, Fungi, Ascomycota, Taphrinomycetes, Taphrinales, Protomycetaceae. The transcript has a single exon. Gene Ontology annotation, biological process: tRNA wobble adenosine to inosine editing; DNA damage response. The record is from RefSeq and is a predicted model, not a curated record.